This is a messenger RNA of Geodia barretti, 663 nucleotides long. NCBI's taxonomy places the organism in Eukaryota, Metazoa, Porifera, Demospongiae, Tetractinellida, Geodiidae. The record is from the annotation of a GenBank genome assembly.
AUGCUGUUCGCCAAGAACUACAUGACACUACGUCGCAAAAUGGUUCAGAACCAGAUUGAAGCGCGUGGUAUCCACAAUCCCCAAGUGCUUGCUAUUAUGCGAAAGGUGGAGCGGCACCUGUUUGUAAAACCGCAAUACCUCAAUGUGGCGUAUCAGGAUGGAGCGUUACCAAUCGAUUGUGACCAAACGAUCUCACAACCGUAUAUUGUCGCAUUGAUGACAGACUUGCUGGAGCUCACCCCAACUUCAAAAGUCCUUGAGAUCGGAACGGGUUGUGGUUAUCAAACAGCGAUACUGGCAGAAUUGGCGAGAGAUGUUUAUUCUGUUGAGAUUAUAUCCGGACUUGUCAAAAGUGCGAAAGCGCGAUUAGAGACACUCAACUAUCGAAACAUUCAUCUCAAAAAAGGAGAUGGGUAUUACGGUUGGCGAGAACACGCGCCUUAUGAUGCUGUGCUUGUCGCGGCAGCACCUACGGACGUGCCGGAGCGGCUCAUUCAGCAACUCAGGCCAGGUGGUAGGAUGGUGAUUCCUGUCGGUGGUUCUGAACAAAAUCUCCUUUUAAUUCAAAAAGGACUUCAAACUGAUGAGAAUUCGAUACAAUCUCUCGAAACCACCGAGAUUAUCCGUGUCCGUUUUGUCCCAAUGACAAGUGGACUGAAUUAA